This is a messenger RNA of Venustampulla echinocandica, 1992 nucleotides long. RefSeq names its product Cyclin-like protein. Gene Ontology annotation, molecular function: cyclin-dependent protein serine/threonine kinase regulator activity. Gene Ontology annotation, biological process: mitotic cell cycle phase transition; regulation of cyclin-dependent protein serine/threonine kinase activity. The record is from RefSeq and is a predicted model, not a curated record. NCBI's taxonomy places the organism in Eukaryota, Fungi, Ascomycota, Leotiomycetes, Helotiales, Pleuroascaceae. The coding region runs from base 1 to 1992 and encodes 663 amino acids. The transcript has 4 exons. Gene Ontology annotation, cellular component: nucleus; cyclin-dependent protein kinase holoenzyme complex; cytoplasm.
AUGGACGCGCGACCACAGCGUCCGGUUCGACCUCUUCGUCUGCCAGGCGAUGAAAACACCGCUCCGACAGCCAACCAAACGCUGCAUCAACGCCAUAAGUCUUCCGGCACACUUUCCAAUAUGGCGACAAUGGGUGGACUCAAGGCUGCCGCGAAGAGAACCGCGUUCGGUGAUGUGAGCAAUACCGCAAAGUCCUUAUCAAUUCGUGAUGACACUGCUCUUGCGUGUCAAUCACUCAAGGCCGACAUUGUCAAGCCACUUGCACUUCCUGAGAAGCCAGUUGCCCGAGUCCGUCCAGCUCAGAGACCCCUGGGUGCUGCACCACUGAAGGGACCUCUGGAUAUCCAGCCUUCGGCGCCUCAUCAAUCAGCUUUGGUACCUGCCUCAAAAGCUCCUCUUCCAGACUCGCAGCCACAGUCACUUUACCUACCUGCGACAAAACGCACACAGAGCAAGAAUAGUACUACGAUCUAUAAAGAUGAUAGCGCUGAGAACGACGUACAAUCUCGCUCAGCUAGCAUCUCAAUUGCCGAUCACCCUUCGGUAUCCACCGCUCCUAUUCGCCAAACGCUUGAGCCUCGCCAUCACAAGAGCCAGCCUCAAUUGAAAACUGAGCAACCCGUCUUGCGCAGAACCCAAAGCAAGUACCAGGAAAAGCCAUCCGAUAUCUUGGAAAGCAUUAUCCCAGCCGACCCAAUCUACGAAGAUGCACGAGAGGAACAAGGAAUGACUUCUAACGAAGCAUACGAGACUUACCUAAGAAUGGUUGAGCAGAGAGCAGAGGAGGAGCCGGUCAAGCCAGCUUCCAAAUGCACCGACGAUGCUGUCGAUAGACUGCAGAGACAACUCCCGGCGGCCCCGCAAAUUUCCGAACCUGAGGAAUACUGGGAGGAUGAAGAUGAAGAGAUCUACGAUGAGCAAGGCUACGCAACCGCCCAUUCUUACAAAUCCCGUGGUGACAAUACUACCGGUGGUGCUACUACUGUUCUCUUCCCAAAGGUCACGAACAAGUCCAAGAAGGAAAUUGCUGUCGCCAAGGAGAUCGUUGAAAGUGCCCGAACCAUCGAGGAGAUAGAAGAUGAGGCAUGGGAUACUAGCAUGGUGGCUGAAUAUGGCGACGAGAUUUUUGCUUACAUGCGUGAACUUGAGAUGAGGAUGCUACCUAAUGCACAUUAUAUGGACAACCAGGCCGAGAUCCAAUGGUCAAUGCGGUCUGUUUUGAUGGAUUGGUUGAUCCAAGUUCACCAUCGAUUUUCCUUGCUGCCAGAAACAUUGUUCCUCUGCGUCAACUACAUCGAUCGAUUUUUAUCUUGCAAAAUCGUCUCCCUUGGCAAGCUUCAGUUGGUCGGCGCCACCGCUAUCUUCGUUGCCGCAAAGUAUGAGGAAAUCAAUUGUCCCUCCGUUAACGAAAUCGUGUACAUGGUCGAUAAGGGCUAUACCGUCGAUGAGAUUCUGAAGGCGGAGCGGUUCAUGUUGAGCAUGUUGCAGUUCGAGCUCGGCUGGCCUGGACCUAUGAGCUUCCUCCGACGCAUCAGCAAAGCUGACGAUUAUGAUCUUGAGACCAGAACAUUGGCCAAAUAUUUUCUGGAAGUGACUAUCAUGGAUGAACGAUUCGUUGGUAGCCCACCUAGCUAUAUCGCCGCCGGUGCUCAUUGCUUCGCUCGUUUCAUGCUGAAGAAGGGUGACUGGUCGUCGGCUCACGUCUAUUAUUCCGGAUACACUUGGACGCAACUGCGGCCCUUGAUAUCCAUGAUGCUAGAAUGCUGCGAGAACCCCCAAAAGCACCAUGGAGCUGUGUUCGAUAAAUACUCAGACCGCCGAUAUAAGCGUGCAUCCCUCUAUGUUCAAGGAGAGAUGGCCCGGGGCUUCGUUCUGCCUUCAAUUCAGCUUCCUCAUGCUCGACCCUCGCUUCCGUCCCUCGAAGACGUUGCAGCUCGCAUGCCAUUCGAAACUCAUGAGCCUUUCAAACGUGUGGUUCAAGUCAAGGCUUAG